AUGAAAUUGGGUCGUGACAGUAUUGCUCACAUUCUCAAUCUUGUGGUUUCUGAUGGUUUGAAAGAGUCUGGUUCUUCAUAUGAAAAAGUUAGAGGGGCAGUUAGGUACAUUAAAAAUUCACCUCUUAGAUUGAGUAAGUUUAAAGAGUGUAAAAAGUCUACAGAAACUGUUUGUAAGCGUUCAUUGUGUUUAGAUGUCCCAACUAGGUGGAAUUCAACAUAUCUCAUGUUGAGUACUGCUUUAUUGUAUCAAAAAGUGUUUGAAGAGUAUGAGGAAGUUGAGUCCAGUUUUAAAAAAGACCUUGGUGAUGAUGUGCCUGAUUCUAAUGAUUGGGACAAUGUUAGGGAGUUAUGUGGUAUGUUAGAAUGCUUUUAUAAAAUGACACUUAGAGUUUCUGGUUCUCUCUAUGUGACUUCUAACAACCAUCUCAAUGAGAUUUCUGAUUUGUGUACAAUUCUUCAAGAUUGGAUUGCUUCUAGUGAUGUGUCUUUGAGGUUAAUGGGAACUAGAAUGAAAGCAAAGUUUGAUAAGUAUUGGGGGGAUCCAUUGGUAAUGAACAAACUGAUUUUUUUUGCAAAUAUAUUAGACCCAAGGGAUAGGAUUCUGUACAUGGAGUAUACUUUGUCUCAGAUGUAUGGCUCAUGCAAAGGGAAAUUCUUGUUUACUUGUUUGAUGGAUGACUUGCAUGAUCUGUUUAAUGAUUAUGAUGUGCAAUACAAGAAAGAGUUGGCUGUUGCUGGCCAAGGUAGCUCCCAAUCUGAAACUCUUUCCCAAUGCUCUCAAGCCAACUCUGUGUUGAAAGAAAGGUUCAUGCAGCAAAUGUUGGAGACUGGUGGUGUGGGUGUAACCAAAAAAUCUGAACUUGAUGUGUACUUAAGUGAAGCAGUAGUUCCUAAUGAUGGGAAUUUUGAUAUCUUAAGAUGGUGGAAGUUCAAUUCUGAAAGGUUUCCAGUCCUAUCUAGACUUGCUCGUGAUAUACUUGCAGUACCAGUCUCUACAGUUGCUUCAGAGUCUGCUUUCAGCACUGGUGGAAGAGUGCUAGAUGACUUUAGGAGUUGUUUAACUCCUAAGAUUGUGGAGGCCUUGAUUUGCACUCAGGAUUGGCUAAGAGAUCCAUCAAAACAUGUUUCUGUUGAGCAGUCUUUGGAGGAGUUGGAGGAGAUAGAAGAAGGUUUUCAGGAUCCAGCAAAUGCUAUAAAUGAUUAA
Messenger RNA from Mercurialis annua (annual mercury), 1206 nucleotides. Its product is annotated as zinc finger BED domain-containing protein RICESLEEPER 2-like. Gene Ontology annotation, molecular function: DNA binding; protein dimerization activity. The coding region runs from base 1 to 1206 and encodes 401 amino acids. Lineage: Eukaryota; Viridiplantae; Streptophyta; Magnoliopsida; Malpighiales; Euphorbiaceae. The record is from RefSeq and is a predicted model, not a curated record. The transcript has 2 exons.